Colletotrichum karsti is the source of this 1140-nucleotide messenger RNA. RefSeq lists its product as uncharacterized. The transcript is spliced from 2 exons. Bases 1 to 1140 code for a protein of 379 amino acids. Lineage: Eukaryota; Fungi; Ascomycota; Sordariomycetes; Glomerellales; Glomerellaceae. The record is from RefSeq and is a predicted model, not a curated record.
AUGCCCAAGCGAUCGCUAGACGCAAGCAACAUAUCGCCCACCAUGCAGAUGGAUAGGGGGCAGAAGAAGACUGAGAGAUCUCACGAAGAGAACCAGGAGCGGGCAUACAUCGCCGCCUCUCGCCGUGCAGACCGCAGCAUUGAAGCUCGCGUCCAGUCCGCAAAGAUGGCCAGUGAAAUCCACAAGAAGCGAACUGGCAAGGGCUUCAAGAUCUCCGAGGCCAUUGUCCAGGCAGAGGAGAUGUAUGAGGAAGAAGAGGACGACAUGCCUAGGUCCUACCGCAUGCUGGCAGCUCACCUACAGACCGGCUCUCCCGAGUUCGACUAUAGAGUAAACGCCUUCUUGGCCAACCGCGUCGCUAUGGCAAGCAUGGUCGCUGGUCUUCGUAACCAGGAAUGGGCCGACAACCCAAUCAACAAGAUGUUUGCCGAGCAGUUUCCCGAUGCCACCAAGCAGGCCCAGGCUCUUUCUCGCAACUUGACCAACUCCAUGUACUAUCAACCGGUUGCGCCUAACUCGAUGCCCCAGCGACAGCCUCAGCCAGACCACCCCGUAUCGAGCCCAAUGUCGCCUUCAUUCAGCACAGUAAAUUUCCAGCAAGCCCCACAGCAACAGCCACGGGAGAGAACACAGUCUGUGGCCUCUCCCAUGGAUGUAUCUACGUCAGUGGUGCGAGACGUUGCUCAGUCGCCACCCGCCCUGUCUCCAUCCUCAGAGGCAGCCGCUGCUAGUCCGUCAACUCGCACUGCGUCGACUUUCCCGUCGCCAAUGACGAGUUUAGACGCGACUUUGUUCCCACUGGAGUCGUCCUUCACCUCCGAGCUGCCUAUGGAAGCCAAGAUGAUGGUACCUAACUUCGACAUGAAUGACUCCAUGUCCCAGAUGUUCAUGGGCAACCCGUGGCAGCAGCAAGCUUACUACCCCGAGAUGGCCGACCUGAAACAUGAUCCGUCACUCGGGGAUCCGUUUACCUCCCACGAGUAUUUCGACGGCCACCUCAACCCGUACACUCAACGGUACGACGGUCUUCGCAGCGAGUGCGCUACCCCUGGUCAGACGACCAACGACAGCUGGGACACUUUUGUCAACUUCGACAACUUUGACGACAGUGCCACUGGUACUGCCGAACCGACCUUGUAG